This is a messenger RNA of Cavia porcellus (domestic guinea pig), 4079 nucleotides long. RefSeq names its product liprin-alpha-4-like. The transcript has 21 exons. Gene Ontology annotation, cellular component: presynaptic active zone. The record is from RefSeq and is a predicted model, not a curated record. NCBI's taxonomy places the organism in Eukaryota, Metazoa, Chordata, Mammalia, Rodentia, Caviidae. Gene Ontology annotation, molecular function: protein binding. Gene Ontology annotation, biological process: synapse organization. Bases 129 to 2465 code for a protein of 778 amino acids.
CAAAGCUUCAGCGCUUGGCUGGCGGUUGGUCCUGCGCUGGCGGUUGGUCCUGCUCGCGGCUAGCAGGACCCCCUAGGUCUCGAGGGACGGAUUCUAAACCACUGCACAUUGCCCAGGAGACCCCAGUGAUGGCACUGUGGACUCGCCUGUAUGGCCGCGUCCUGGAAAGCUCUAGGGUGAUGCCCACCAUCAGUGAAGAAGGCCCUUCAGGAGGAAGUGAAAACCAUGGAUCUGGCUGCCCUUCACAACCAGAUGCAGAUUCCCAUUUUGAACAGCACAUGAUGUCCAUGCUAGAAGAAACAUACAUUGCUCAGAGCACACUGAUAGAGACUCAAGAAACAUUGGCGCUGACCCAGGGGAAAUUACUCGAGGUUGGUCAUGAGAGAGAUUCGUUGCAGAGACAACUCAAUACUGCGCUUCCACAGGAGUCUUCAACACUUGCAAAAGAGCUCAACAUUUGCAGGGAACAGCUGCUUGAGAAGGAAAAAGAAAUUGCUGAACUGAAAGCAGAAAGGAACAACAUGAGGCUGCUCCUGGAACAUCUGGAGUUCCUUGUCUCCAGGCAUGAACGCUCUCUCGAAACGACUGUGAUGAAGCGGCAGGCGCGGUGUCCUGCAGGUGUGUCCACAGAGAUGGAAGUGCUAAAAGCACUGACAUCCUUAUUUGACCACCACAAGACCCUGGACGAAAAGGUGCGAGAGCAAUUACGUGUAGCACUGCAAAGGUGCAGCUUGCUGGAAGAGGAACUGGGCGCCACGCAGAAGGAGCUAAUGACUCUUAAAAAACAGAAUAAUGAGAAAAAAUCACCAAGAGAUGGAGUGCUUGACCAUGAACAAGAAGAAACACCAAGCACUAGUGGAAAGUUGCUAGCUUGCAGAGAAGAAGAACGAGAUGACAAGACAACGAUAAAAUGUGAAACUUCCCCUCUCUCCUCUCCGAAGUCCCUUCAGCUAGACAGGCUGCACACAGGGGCGUUGCAAAUAGUCAGCCACGAGGACAUCAGGGACAUGCAAAAAUCAAAAAGUGCCCAGGAUGGUCCUGUGAGCAAUCCCAGUAGCAGUGACAGCAGGCAGGACUCGCCCCACAAAGCCCCAAAGAAGAAGGGCAUCAAGUCCUCCAUUGGUCGUUUGUUUGGCAAAAAGGAAAAGGGUCGGCCUGGACAAACUGGCAAAGAAUCACCAGGACAAGAAACCUCAUCUCAGGAUGCGUUCCGACUUAGCAAAUUGGGAGGAAAGGCUGAAAAAAAUCGAAACUUUGUUGUUUCUGAAAUACCAAACUCAUCUCAGGAUGCCUUCCAACUUAGCAAACUGGGAGGAAAGGAUGAAAAAAAUCAUCAACUUCAAAAACAGCCUGAGUUGCUGGAGGAAGCCCAGAGGCAAGGCUUACCAUUUUCACAGUGGGACGGGCCAACCGUGGUUGAAUGGCUGGAGCUCUGGGUUGGGAUGCCUGCUUGCUAUGUGGCUGCCUGCAGAGCAAAUGUGAAAAGUGGGGCCAUCAUGUCAGCUCUGUCAGACAGACAGAUCCAGCAAGAGAUUGGCAUCAGCCACCCUCUGCACAGACUGAAGCUGCGGCUGGCCAUCCAGGAAACCCUGUGGCUCACCAGCCCUUCGGCUCCACCCACAUUGAAAAAGACCACAGGAAAUGUCUGGUUAACACAUGAAGAGAUGGAAACACUCGCAGCCACAUCUCAGAUGGAAGAUGAGGAGGGAAGCUGGAUUCAGACACUUGCAUAUGGGGACAUGGACCACGAGUGGAUUGGCAAUGAGUGGCUGCCCAGCCUGGGCCUACCUCAGUACCGAAGCUAUUUCAUGGAGUGCCUUGUGGAUGCUCGGAUGCUGGACCACCUGACCAAGAAAGACCUGCGGGGGCGGCUGAAAAUGGUUGACAGUUUUCACAGGAACAGCUUCCAGUGUGGGCUUAUGUGCCUAAAAAGGUUAAAUUAUGAUCGGAAAGAACUGGAAAGAAGAAGAGAAGAAAGUCAGGAUGUAGUUAAAGAUGUGCUUGUUUGGAGCAAUGAUCGAGUGAUUCGCUGGGUCAUAUCCAUUGGCCUUAAAGAAUAUGCAAACAACCUCAUAGAGAGUGGGGUUCAUGGCGCACAGCUGGCCUUAGAUGAAGCCUUCGAUUACAACACAUUGGCCCUGUUGUUACAGAUCCCGACAGAGAACAGAAAGGCUCGAAAUGUCUUGGACAAAGAAUUUGCCGACCUUUUGGUCCUUGGGACUGUCAGACGUUUUGAUGUCGAGGAUGACAAACACUUUAGGAGAGCACCUUCAUGGAGAGAGAAGGUUAGAGAAAAGGCCAUUCACGGCGUGGCAACUGGGUCAUCAGAGACACUCCCUGCAAACUUCCGAGUCUCUUCUUCCAAGUCUUUCUGCUCUAUGCAGCCCAAUGAGAUCCAGAUGGAUGGCAGUGUAUCAGAAACACAGAAGUUGGAUUCUGCGACAGCCAGGACUUCCUCCUGUUAAGCCUCCUGUUGUUUUCCUGCACUACUUCUACAGAUGAUAUGCAGCAUUUUGAAUCCAACAGAGACUACGUUUUUUAAUUCAGUCGAAUCGCUAUCUGUUAAUACUUGUUAUAUGGACUCCUAAGAUAUUUUAUAACAGAGUUUUUAAUUAGUGAAAAAUUCAUCAAUAACAUAGAGAAAAUAUUUUAGAAUUUAAUGUUUCUUCUAUUUUUGUAAACUUAGGACUUUUCAUUUAUAUAGUUACUUACUUUUUCAUCUAUGUUUAGGCUAUAAAUAUCUCUGGAAGCAAUUCAUGUUCUUAUAUCUAAUUUUAGUCUUUCAAAUGGAUGUACUGUAAUGCUUGUAUGUAUAAACCCUAUGAACAAAUACACGGCUUUUGUAAAUUGUGCACAUAUUGUAAUUAUUACUAUUUAACUUUUUAAUGAUAAGCCAUCCCUGAAAAAAUUAGUUUACUACACUUUUUUUUGUCUUUUUUGUUUUUAUCGGUACUAGGGAUCAAACUCAGGACUGCCUGCUUGCAAGGCAGGUGCUUAUGCCACUGAGCUAAAUCCCCAGCCCAGUUUACUACAUUUAUAAAAUUGUUGUGACAUAAGCAAUGUGCAUUAUCUUUCACCUUGCUCUACAUCAGUCAUUUUAAAAUCAGGAGACUUCAUUCCAAGCAGUUGUCAUAUUUUGAGGUUGACUGACCUUAACUGUUCUUUUUUUAGCAAGAAAUCAGAGUCUAAUAAAGUCGGGACUGAACCGUUGCACCAGAGCACUAUAGAACUUUCUUAGCACUGGUUUCCUUUUCCCCAUCCUGUCUCUGGACUUGGGGAGCUUGUUUUCAGAGACUUGACCAGAAGCCAUGAGCUUGGAGCUGCUCUCAGCAGGGCUGGAGUGGCCAGGGGUGGACCCCAGCCUGGCACCUUCCCUGCCUCUUUCCUGUGAGCAUGUGGAAGGUGCCUCCAGCUAUUCUUAGAGGACCAAUCACUGAGCACUGUGCUCACAUCUCACAGACAUUGGUGCAUGAGCAGAUGAGAGCAGGAAACCCUGAAAAUAAAGUUGUACAACUCUAACUAAUCAAGGCCUUAUUUUUCAUAUGUCAGUCACCUUUUUACAUUGGUUUAUAAACAUGUUUCAACUAGUCAUACAUUUUUAGAUUUUGAUGACAUAGCCAUUUUGGAUUGAACAAGUAGCAAAAGCAACUUGAUUUUCACUGGCAUAUUAAAAAGCCAGCAAGGAAGGAGUCAGAUCAGGGUGCAUGUUAUUUAUUGUGCAACUGAUACAUGGGUAGAGGCAGCAUGCCUUUUUAAUUUAGUUUAUGCAGGGGCUGGGGAUUUAGCUCAGCGGCAUAAGCGCCUGCCUUGCAAGCAGGCCGUCGUGAGUUCGAUCCCUGGUACCGAUAAAAACGAAAAAGACAAAAAAAGAAAAAAAGAAAAAAAAAUAAUUUGGUUUAUGCAUACAAUUCACUUGUACAAUCCAUAUUACUGCCCUUUUUCUAUUAAUUUUUGUGGAAUUUUCUGAGUAUGUAACAAAGUAUACAGUCAUAUACAUAUAUAUACUUUUGAACUAUUUUAAUCACAGUAUUAUUUAUUGCUUUCUUUCAAUAAAGUUCUGAAUCAUUUUUCACUGCCAA